AUGGCCAGCUAUGUCUUCCUCCUGUUGUCCUACCUUCUCGUCUCCUCUGCGUCUGCAUGUGAUCGGUGCGUGCACAAGUCCAAGACAUCCUACUUCUCGUCACCAUCUUCCCUCGCAGGUGCGCCCCGCAAUCGAAUGAACCCCUCCCCCCCCCUUUGCUGUUGCCGAUAGCUCCGGGGAUUCUUAUUUCUCGUUCCUGCAAUACAGGCGGGGCCUGUGGGUAUGGCACCACGGUCACAGAGCUCUACGGAGGAAGGUACCCUGUGGCGGCGGCGGCCUCUUCCUUAUACAGAGGAGGGGUGGGCUGUGGAGGCUGUUUUCAAGUAGGUAGAAGACAGAGAGGAACCUAAAUGUCCUUCUGGGGAGGCCGUUUUCAAGUGCUUCUGUUUCUUCGUUCAGAUUCGCUGCAAGAAUAGGAAGUUCUGCACCGGCGCAGGGGUGAAGGUGGUCGUGACGGACCUGAACAAGAGCAACCAGACGGACUUAGUGCUCUCCCUGCCGGCGUUCCUGGGCAUGGCCAAGGAUGGAAUGGGGAGGACCCUCAAGAGACUCGGCGACGUCGACGUCGAGUACAAAAGGUGGGAGAUGAUCCGGCCAAUCCUCUGCCAAGCUCAUCGAUAUCGUUUGCUAACUCGAGGCCCCUCCGAUCUUGGGGGACUAUCGACCAGGGUUCCCUGCGAAUACUCGAGCCACCACAACCUGUCGUUCAGGGUGGAGGAGAGCAGCCGAAGGCCCGCUCACCUGGUCGUAAAAUUAUUGUACCAGGGGGGCCAGACGGAGAUCGUCGCCGUCGACGUCGCUCGGGUGAGUAAGAAAGAAGAAAGCUCUCGCCGGAACUUAUCUUCAUCUCUCCCACAGCCGGCGUGCCGGAAUCUCCGCUGAUGGCGCCGGUGCUCAAUGCAGGUGGGCUCAUCGGAUUGGCAGUACAUGACCCGAGACUUCGGCGCCAUUUGGAGCACGGGGCGCGCCCCCACCGGCGCCCUCCAGUUCCGGCUGGUGGUGACGGGCGGCUACGACGGGAAGUGGGUGUGGGCGGAGGAGGUCCUGCCGGCGGACUGGAGGACUGGGGCCGUCUACGACGCCGGCGUCCAGAUCAACGACAUCGCGCAGGAGAGUUGCUUCCCCUGCGACUCCGAGGUCUGGAAGUGA
Spirodela intermedia is the source of this 1149-nucleotide messenger RNA. The record is from the annotation of a GenBank genome assembly. Lineage: Eukaryota; Viridiplantae; Streptophyta; Magnoliopsida; Alismatales; Araceae.